ACCGCAUUGACCUCCAAGAUGUCGUCAAAUCAAUUUACUGUGGCGUCGCCACCUACGGAUGCUAUCUCCGCUUUAAAGUUCUCGCCAGACCCCGACUCGACGCGGAUCGUCGUUUCGUCAUGGGACAAGAACGUUUAUCUGUACGACCUCCGAGACGAGAACGGUGUCGUGGGCGAGGGUAAGCUCUUGCAAAAGUUUGAGCACCGAGCUCCAGUGCUGGACGUAUGUUUCGGCGAGACUGAAAAUGAGAUCUAUACCGCGGGUCUGGAUUGGGAUGUGCGGAAGAUCGACCUAAACACCUCUGAACAGACUGUCAUGAGCAGCCACGAAGCUGGUGUGCGCAACGUCGUCUACAGCCGCGAACACAACCUUAUCAUCUCCGGCUCGUGGGACUCAACCCUCCAUGUGCACCGCCCCGACGCCGGAACAAACACUCAAUCCAUCCCAUCUACCAUUCCACUCCCCUCAAAGCCCUUUUCCCUCUCUCUUACACCCACCAAGUUGGUAGUGGCCAUGGCGUCGCGCGCCCUGCACAUCUACGACUUGGAGGCAUUGGCUCUUCUCACCGCACAGGCUGAUAGCGACACCGCCAACGGCAACACAGUGGAACUCGAGCCCUGGCAACGGCGGGAGAGCAGCUUGAAGUUUAUGACGCGGUGUGUCGCGUGCAUGCCCGACGAUGCCGGAUAUGCUUCGUCUAGUAUCGAGGGCCGUGUGGCGGUCGAAUGGUUUGACCCAUCUCCCGAGUCCCAGGCCCGCAAGUACGCAUUCAAGUGCCACCGUCAGACUGCAGAGGAUGGCGUCGAUGUCGUCUACCCGGUGAAUGCGCUCGCGUUCCAUCCUAUCUUCGGCACAUUUGCAUCCGGUGGAGGUGACGGUGUCGUUGCGCUGUGGGAUGGUAUCUCCAAGCGCCGUAUCCGCCAGUAUCAGAAGUAUCCUUCCAGCGUGGCUGCUCUCGGGUUCAGCGGGAAUGGCAAGUAUCUGGCCAUUGCGAUCAGUCCUGGCUUUGAGGAUGGCAAGGAUGACGUUCCCGAGGGAGUGGUCAAGAUUAUCGUGAAGGAGCUGGGCGAGACGGAAGCCAAGGCCAAGGGGGCGAAAUAGAUCAGGCAAGCAAGGUACAUAUGCUUGCUGGGGAUGAACUAGGAGAAGCACCCCUUUGAUACCAAACAACCGAAUCUAAUGAAUCAUGUUCAAUUGGCCAUUGCCCGGUAGUCUAAUCGCUGAGUGUAGUUCAGGAAAACGUCUCUUCGACUCUAGGCAUCUUGGUAUCAUCUAAGAUUAUGUAAAAGGACUUGCACCGUCUCAAGUCCAGCCCAUCCCCAUGCUACACUGCUGUACACGGUCUUCCACUCCGCAUCCUAUACCUAUUGGCUCCGACGUAUCACUCUUCCCAGCACUCUCCCUAGAGCGCCUUCCGCACCGACACGGACCCAUCGGGCAUACCAAAGUACGCCGCAACAGGCCGCUGGCCACCAACACCACCAGCAGCGGUCGCCUCGGGCCCCGUCAGACCCGAGAAAAUACCCACCUCCAGGACACCGGUGAUCUGCUUGAUCUCCCGCGCAAGCGCGUUCACCUCCCAAACACCGUUCUUACCAGAACCGUCCUGGCCAUUGGCAACGUCGGCCUUGGUCAGGAGGGGCUUGAAUGGGGCGUCGAUGAGGAAGAAAUCCUGAUCGGUCUUGAGGGGGCCUUGCUUGGGGUCCUUAUUGGUGCGGAUGACGGGGUUGAUGGAGCCGAGUUCGAGCAGUUUCUUGAGAACGCGGUAGGCAGCAAUAGGUGCGACUUCGAUGGGAACGUAUUUCCAGUUGGUGAGGAGGCGGGAUUGAAGUUUGCGAGAG
Molecule: messenger RNA, 1841 nt
Organism: Penicillium brasilianum
Lineage: Eukaryota; Fungi; Ascomycota; Eurotiomycetes; Eurotiales; Aspergillaceae
Source: the annotation of a GenBank genome assembly